AUGCCAGUUUGGAGGCUGGGACCGGCCGGCGCCAGCGUGGACGCGGCGGCUCUCUGGCUGGAGAGCCAGGCUUGCUUUCCCUGCCCGCUCUGGACGUGCACGGUGCUGGAAGACCCAGAGACCUCCCGUCCCUGCGUGGCCGAGGGCUCCGGCUGCGCAUUCCUGAAUUCACCCCAGCCUUUCCGGGCUCCGUCCCUCGCCUUCCCGCGCACGUUUUCGGAGCGUUUUACCGUGUUCCCGGAUUCAAACGCGGCUGGCGAGCGAGACGUUUUCUGCACCGUGCUGGCGGAGAGAGCAGGUUUGGGGAAGCAAGUGGGGUGCUCCAGCAGCUCGUCGGCCUUCCAGCCAGGGGACCGUGCCAGCCCGCAGCCGCUGCUCACCGUCUUUGGCCUAGUGCUUUGGAAGCUCAGUCUCAAAGAGGCUUUUAAAUUCAUUACGGUGAACAACACCGGCCUGCUCUGCCCCCAGCAGCGGUGUCAGCGGGCAGCAAAGCGUGCCGCUGCCUCGGGUCACAGUCCGGAGUCUCAGCCCAGGCCUGUCUUGGCAGGCGUCUUUGCCAGCGUGCCGGACUGCGGCACAGGCAUGUGUUCCCUCUGCCGCGGGGAGACGAUUGCUGACAGAAACGUGAAGAGAGCCGUGUGCCGCCUGCGGCGCCUCCUUCCUGGAGGGAAGGAUUCGUUGGAUCUGGUAGUCAUCUGCCGCCGUUGGAUCUGGACGUCCUUUCUGAAUGGGGUGAAUGUCGAAGGAGCAACGCACAAGCAAGUGGUGGACCUGAUUCGCGCAGGAGAGAAGGAGUUAAUUCUGACGGUGCUGUCCGUGCCUCCCCACGAGGCAGAUAAUCUCGAUCCAAGCGAUGACUCUUUGGGGCAGUCAUUCUACGACUACACAGAAAAACAAGCUGUGCCCAUCUCCAUCCCCACGUACAAGCACGUGGAGCAAAACGGCGAGAAGUUUGUGGUCUACAACGUUUACAUGGCGGGCCGCCAGCUCUGCUCGAAGCGGUACCGGGAGUUCGCCAUCCUGCACCAGAACCUGAAACGGGAAUUUGCAAACUUCACUUUUCCGCGUCUCCCAGGGAAGUGGCCGUUCUCUUUGUCGGAGCAGCAGCUGGACGCCCGGCGGCGAGGGCUGGAGGAGUACCUGGAGAAAGUGUGUUCGAUACGCGUCAUUGGGGAGAGCGACAUCAUGCAGGAGUUCCUGUCGGAGUCGGACGAGAAUUACAAUGGCGUCUCGGAUGUGGAGCUCCGAGUAGCGUUACCAGAUAUAACAACAGUGACAGUCAGAGUCAAAAAGAACAGCACUACAGACCAGGUGUACCAGGCUGUGGCUGCGAAAGUCGGAAUGGACAGUAUUACCGCAAACUACUUCGCCUUGUUUGAAGUGAUCAAUCACUCCUUUGUGCGCAAACUGGCGCCCAAUGAAUUCCCCCACAAACUCUACGUGCAGAACUACACCUCGGCGGUGCCGGGAACGUGCCUGACCAUCCGAAAAUGGCUGUUCACUACAGAGGAGGAGGUUCUUCUCAAUGACAACGACCUGGCAGUCACCUACUUCUUCCAUCAGGCUGUUGAUGAUGUCAAGAAAGGCUACAUCAAAGCAGAGGAGAAGUCCUACCAGUUACAGAAGCUGUGUGAGCAGAGAAAGAUGGUCAUGUAUUUAAACAUGUUACGGACGUGCGAGGGUUACAACGAGAUCAUCUUCCCCCAUUGCUCCUGCGACUCUCGGCGGAAGGGACAUGUGAUCACAGCCAUCAGCAUUAAGCACUUUAAACUCCAUGCCUGCACAGAGGAGGGCCAGCUGGAGAACCAGGUAAUAGCAUUCGAAUGGGACGAAAUGCAGCGGUGGGACACGGACGAAGAGGGAAUGGCAUUUUGUUUUGAAUACGCACGAGGAGAGAAGAAACCCCGAUGGGUUAAAAUCUUCACCCCCUAUUUCAACUACAUGCACGAGUGCUUCGAACGGGUUUUCUGUGAGCUCAAAUGGAGGAAGGAGGUGGAGGAGGAAGCAACAGACAAGGAUAACAAGAACUGCAGUAAAGACAAUAUGUGCAGCAAGAACAUCUUUCAGAUGGUCAGGUCACAGCAGAGGGACGCGGCCACUUAG
This is a messenger RNA of Nipponia nippon (crested ibis), 2103 nucleotides long. Lineage: Eukaryota; Metazoa; Chordata; Aves; Pelecaniformes; Threskiornithidae. The record is from RefSeq and is a predicted model, not a curated record.